Messenger RNA from Coprinopsis cinerea okayama7#130, 3855 nucleotides. RefSeq lists its product as hypothetical. The transcript is spliced from 6 exons. NCBI's taxonomy places the organism in Eukaryota, Fungi, Basidiomycota, Agaricomycetes, Agaricales, Psathyrellaceae. The record is from RefSeq and is a predicted model, not a curated record. Bases 1 to 3855 code for a protein of 1284 amino acids.
AUGGAGCGCAGCGAAAAUGCAGACAUCCUGGGCCAGCCAAUCCAGCACGUCCCACCUGGUCCCACCUCCUCAAAGUUCACAGUCACAACGGCCAUCCUCGUUCUCGGUUUCAUCGUCGUUUGCUAUACCAUCGGAAUGCGUAUUAGACGGGAGAUACUAAUAUGGCGGGAGAAUGCAUACAAAUUGGAAACGCGACGCAGACACGGUAUCCCGGAUAACGACAGGCGGCCAUUCAACGUUGCCUAUGCAGCAGCCAUGCUCAGGCGCGAGCAGCAGGAAAAAGACAAGAAGGGUUUACUCAGGCGGCCACCCUCCAAACCAGCUGAGAGCCAGACCACAGCGACGACUGACUCCCGUGACUCACAUGCGGACCAAGGCCCAAGGAAUCGAUUCAGGAGUUCGACUUCAGUGGCUUUCCCUGGCGCUUUUGUUACACCUUCGUAUAUCCCAAACACUGGCACCUCGCAUCUGAGAACCUUGGAUGACCCGGCACUUCCACCACCGACCCGAUCGGCAAUUAAUGACCAGAGAAGAAGCUCUGCAGGUUAUCAAACUAAACCACUCACUCGACACGCGGCGGCACGGAACUUUGUUGAUCUUACCUCUGAUGGCGAGCCAUCCAAACGUGGCCUUGACGAUGAUUGGGAGGACAGUGAGACCUUGAAAAAGACUCGGACUGAAGGCGAACAACGUAUCGACGGCGAUGAGGAUCCUUCGGGGAGCAAACGGGCCGGCAAGCGCACCCUGGUCUACGAAGACGAAGACGAGGCCGAGGGGAUCAGGGACAAACGUGCGCGAAAGGUUUCUUUGGAAAAGAAUGGAAGGAUCCUUUCCGACUACGAAGAGAUGGAUGUCGAUGAAGAGCUCGAUGAGGUCCCAGACAUGGUCUCCCCCGUUCGCGGCAAGAAACGUGAUCGUGCAGAAGCUGGUUCUACCUUUGGCGGCGACGACGACGAAAGUGAACAAGAAGACGAUACAAAGAGUCGAAAGAACAGGAGGAAGCGUCGUAACAAGCGCAAGUCGGACAUUGGGACCUCGGUUGGCAGGAAACGUGAUCGUGACGUUGCUUAUGAGGAUGAGGAAAUGGGAAGUCCUAGUGAAGCCGGUACUCAACCUCGCCACCAUAAGAAAGGAAGACGCCGCUCGCAGGCUCAUCACGACUAUGACUAUUACAACGGUAGCGACAUCUCCGUGGACGACUCUUUGGCUUCUACCAGCACACGUGGUCGACGACGACGAAUCGGCGAGGAGUGGGAGAGCAACGGUAUUCGAUGGAAGAUUGGUCCCAAUGGUCAAAGGCUUCGUCAAGCUUUGGUUAAGAAGGCUAGAUCCAAGUUCCCUAUGCCUCGAGACUCUGUUCACCCCGAUCGUAACGCCAACCUUGAAGUCUUUGUGGAAACCUGGCUUACGGAAGAAGAGUACAAUGAGGCAAAGGAACAGUCCCUCCUCGCGUGGCAGGAUUCACCCAAGCAGUCUGUGGAGCCGGAGAACAUUUCGGUUGAGAUUCCUUCUAAGCAAUCUACUCCCGCAAAGCCCGUUGGAAAGAGUCUUCUAUGGCAAUCGACGACUACGACACCCACUUCGACUCCGAUUACCGGCUCUCCCCUCGACAGCCCCCAUGAUGGGCAGAUCGUCCGUCCCAAGGGUGUUCGCAAUCCUGGUCGUUACUCGUUAGGUGCUAGCACCACUGGCGGACGUAUCAAUCCCUUCGAGAGACCAUCUUCUCUCUCCAUCAAGAGAAUCGCAUCUUCCACCACGCCACUCACUACUAGCCUCAGCGACAAAACGAACAGCUACAUCCGCCCUCGCAAUCUGUCUAAAUGGGAAAAGCAGGAAGUCGAGGCCCAGGCUAUGGCUCAACUCCGUGCUCUCAAGCAAGCAGAGCUCGACAAGGCUGAAAAGGAAAAGGCGGAGAAGGAGCGACAGGAGAAGGAGAGGCUUGAAAAGGAGACGCAGGAGAAGGAGCGGUUAGAGAAGGAGAGGCAGGAGAAGGAAAGGUUGGAGAAGGAACGAAAGGAAAAGGAGGCGGCAGCAGCUGCUGCUGCGCCCAAGGUCCCUGCUAUCACUGUCACGGCACCCAGCAGCACCAGUACACCCGCGCCUGCGCCUUCGGGCUUCAGCUUUGGCGCGCCCAAGACGAAUGGUUCAGCUCCCGCUGCUCCUGCCUCUGGUCCCGCUCCCUCAAGUCUCUUUGGUGCACCAUCGACAUCGGCUCCUUCGACCACUACUGCUAAACCUGAAGAAAAGAAGUCGGGUUCGUUGUUCGAGUUCAAGGCUCCUGCAGCUCCUGCUUCUAGUGGGACCAGCACGGCGGCACCUGCAUCGAGCACUCCCUUCUCCUUUGGAGCGCCAUCCAGUACUACGUCUGGCUCCACCGCCACUCCUUCACCCUUUGGUGCUCCCGCUGUCAAGACGGAAGAAAAGAAGGAUCAACCUGCCGGUGGAUCGUUAUUUGGUCGAAUUGGUCCUGCUGGUGAUGCGUCCAAACCUGCUGAAACGACGAACAGCGCCACGAGUGGUGGAUUCUCGUUUGGUAAACCGGCUGGUGGUGCCACUGGAUCGGUGUUUGGACAACCCUCGAGCGGUACCGCAUCUUCGACGCCUGCUGCACCUUCGACGACAUCGACGACGACUGGAACGACGGCGCCCAAGUUUAGCUUUGGUGCUCCCGCGGCUUCGACACCUUCGACUACUGCAAGUGGAGGUACCGAUGCAGCCAAGUCUGGCACGACCAGUGGUGGAUCGUUGUUCUCGUUCAAGCCCUCGACUACGCCUGCUCCUUCGACUACGACUGAUGCGUCCAAGGCACCUGCCUCCGGUACCUCCGCGACCGCACCCAAGUUCAGCUUUGGUGCGCCGUCUGGAGGCUCUUCGGCAUUUGGGUCAGGAGCAACCUCAACGACUUCGGGAUCUACGCCAGCGUUUGGCUCAGGCGCCGGUACUACUGGUACGGGAUCGGUCUUUGGAUCGAAUUCGACGACCCAGGCCAAGAGUGCAUUUGGUUCGACGACCGCGCCCGCAGCCAGUCCCUUCGGCUCCACCGGUGCGUUUGGAGGUGCUUCCUCGAACCCUUCGUCUGCCACGGUUAAUAGUUCGAAUACCGGCACUGCUGCAUCGUCCUCGGCAGCACCCUCCUCGGCGUUUGGUCAGCCCUCUUCGACUUCCGGUACAUCGGCAUUUGGCCAGCCCUCUUCCACGUUUUCGUUCGGCAAUGCCAGCCAAGAUAAGGGUAAAGAAUCUACUGUCAAGAGUGGGUUUGGAGGGUUUGGCAGUGCUACUUCUGGUUCUGGGAGUGUGUUUGGGAAUGCUGGGUUGUCGAGUGGGAGUGCGUUUGGAAGUGGUGGUAGUAAACCUGCUACGAAUGGAACGACUACGACGGAAGCUCCCAAGUUUUCGUUUGGUGCCCCCGCGACUGGAAGCACGAGCACCACGGGUACGGCAGGUGCAGGGACUGAAACGCCCAAGCCUACGUUCUCGUUUGGUGCGCCUGCAGCUGGAAGCACGAGCACCACGGGUACGGCAGGUGCGGGGACUGAAACGCCCAAGCCUACGUUCUCGUUUGGUGGGGCAACUACGACCCCUGCUGGAGCCCCACCUGCCCCGAGUUCUUCCGCACCUACGUUCAGUUUCGGAGCGACUACGACACCUUCGUCAGGGACUGGAACGGGUUCAGGGUCGGUGUUUGGUGCGACGAGUACGCCCACUGCUUCGACGCCUAGUUUGUUUGGAGCUACGAAGCCUGUGAGUGCGUUUGGGUUUGGGACGCCUACUACUACUGCGGGGUCUGGGACGAGUGGUGCGGCGGGUACGACGACGCCUGCUGGGACGCCUGCGUUUACGUUUGGGAAGAAGUAA